AUGAUUUUGCUACUUUUUCUACUUUUUAAUUUGACUUUUGCUAACUAUUAUUAUGAUAACAAAGGUCCGGAGCAAGUGAAAGCUACCAAGGGUCAAUUUUUUGUUCAUCAACUUCAUUCUGCAUAUUUCUUUAAAGCAUCAGGUUAUUUUCAAUUUUUGAUUUUCUGUUGUGCAAAUAUAAUUAUCAAGAUCAUAAAAUCAUAUGACGCGUUUUUCUUUCCAGCGAAAGUGAAAUGGGAGGCCACAUUGAAUAACAAACCAGCGCUACCAUCAUGGUUACGAUUAUUGCCGUCUCGCCACCCGGAAAUUGCUUAUCUUAUUGGUAAAAAAAAAAUAAAGCACGCUUCAAAACUUGUUUAUUCUAGGAACUCCGGUUACCAACGUCACACAAGUAACAAUUCAUGUGAUAGCAAAACGAAUUGAUAAUUUUGAUAUUCAACAAAAAAUUUUGAUGAUCAGUAUUGCUGAUAAUCGUGAGUAUCUCAAUGAAUCAUUGAGAAAGAAGUGGAUUUUUUUCAGCAAAAUACAAUAUUCAACCAAAAUAUAUGGUGGAAUUGCAAUUAGAUGAUCUUGAUGUUGAAACAUUCUUAUCGAAUCGAGAUAAACAAAUAAGUAAAUAAGCUUCUUUAUGGGGUAUCAAAAUGAACGACGAAAGAAUUAUUGAGAAUUAAAAAUAGAUAGAUCAAAAUUUGAUUUUUUUUUUUGAAAAAAAGUUCCACACAAUUAUUAUUUUUAGACCAACUGGAAACUGCAAUUCGGAGCACGUUUUCUGGAGCUGGUAUCAAUCCAAUUAUCGUGAAUGUUACUCCAAAAAAUAAUAUUCCAAAAGACAAAGAACAUUUAUUCAAAAAUGAAAUUGGGUAAUUUUUCUUCACUUGUUUUUUUUUCCAAAUUAUUUUUUUCCAGAACUACUGUACAUAUUGGAACUCAGCGUCAACUAUAUCCGAUGAGUUUGGAAUUGGUGAAUCAAAUGGAAUUGGGAAGAGGAAAUUGCGGAGAACCGAAUAAAGUGAAAAUGAACAAACAUUUUCGAUAUUUUAAAGUUAAUUGGUGUCAAAUUCGAUUGGUAAGGAUUUUUUAUGUCUAUUGUCAUCUUCAAAAUUUUCCAGAUAAAUUUGAAUGAUGUUGAAGGGCAACAAGUCAAACAAUUUGCACCCAAAAUUGAGUCUCAUUCAAAAGAUGAGAAAACAAGCAAAGAAGAAGGGCCAGAAGUCCCACCUCAAGAAAUCUAUGGAUAUAAUGGUUAUAAUUUCUAUAAUAGUGUCAUUCUAUUCCCAGCGAUUGGUAUAAUUUGUGUGAUUUUGUUGCUAGUUUUGAGUAUGAUAUUUUUCGGAACUCGAGAGGGACAAAACUGGAGAGACUACAAAACUUCAAGGUUCAUUUUUUUAAAAAAAGUUUCUGAAUUUGACUUUUUUUACAGAAACACAAUGGAAGAAUACAUAAGUGUUCGUGAAAGUCAAAAACAUCUUCGAGAAUUAUCAGUUCAACGUCAAUUAAUCAGCAUGUCAAAUGAUAAUUCGGCACCGACUGGAAUUCAUUCAUUUUUACAGCCAAGAAGUCGAGCACCAAGUACUAUUGCAAGGUUUAGUAAAAGUGCGAGUAGGCUUAAUGAUCGCGGUGAGUUUUGGAAAAUCUGGGGUGGGUUUUGAAUAGGUAGAGCGUUGGGUGUUUUCAGUUUGAAAUCAGAAACAAAUUGAAAUCAGAAAAAAUAUAUGUCGAAUUGAACUUUUCAUCUGCAUGUUCUUCGUGUUUUUUUUUCAAUUUUCAAAAAUUUAUAAAACUAUUCUUGAUUCAUUGAAUUGAUUGAUUGAGUGAUUGAUAGAACUAUCUCCAGAUGUUCUAUUUUGAAUUUCAGAAAAUAAUUCAUCAUAUUCAAAGACCCUUCUCAUGUUUUUUAUGAACUAAAAAAAUUUCCAGAAGACACCGUUGAACUUCUCCCAUCCGCCGAUCAUGUUCCAGUCGGAAAACAAACAGUCGCCGAAGCUGCCAAACAAUGUGGAAGUUCUCUUCAUCUCUACAGAAAUCCUUUGGACAGUGAAAGCGAUGAUAAUUCAAGUGAUUCGGAUAACUAA
Molecule: messenger RNA, 2072 nt
Organism: Caenorhabditis angaria
Lineage: Eukaryota; Metazoa; Nematoda; Chromadorea; Rhabditida; Rhabditidae
Source: the annotation of a GenBank genome assembly